Molecule: messenger RNA, 1872 nt
Organism: Sinocyclocheilus rhinocerous
Lineage: Eukaryota; Metazoa; Chordata; Actinopteri; Cypriniformes; Cyprinidae
Product: E3 ubiquitin-protein ligase pellino homolog 1-like
Exons: 7
Coding region: 384-1718 (444 amino acids)
Biological process (GO): regulation of Toll signaling pathway; protein K48-linked ubiquitination
Molecular function (GO): protein binding; ubiquitin protein ligase activity
Source: RefSeq, a predicted model, not a curated record
CCUUAGGGCUGACAGUAUCUGUCCUUAAGAAACAUAUCUGGAUUUGUGUGGUUUAGUUAGUGUGUGUGUGUGUGUGUGUGUGAAACAGGCAGGAAUGAGGUGAGGAGUUUAUUCACACUACGUAUGUCAGAGACGUUCUGUCAGACAGAUGAUUAAGUGCUUUAAGCCCGGAUCAGAUAUCCAUCCUGUUUAAGAGAGCUCUCUCUGGGUCAUUCAUACAGACCUACAGGAAAGAGAGCAGUCGGGUGAAGGCAGGAGGUUUGCACAUUUCCACACAGAUGUCUUAUGGUGAGAGCGUGAUGGUGGAGCAUUGAGGAAGCAAGAUCAAGAAGAGAAGAUAGAGAUAUAUUUCAGAGGAAGUGUUUGAGCUGAAGACCGAAGUGAUGUUGGCCCCUGAACAGGAGCUGCUGAGCUCUUCUAAACCCAGCAAAUACGGAGAGCUCAUCGUCCUCGGCUACAAUGGCUCCCUACCGAACGGAGACCGGGGCAGAAGAAGGAGUCGUUUCGCUCUGUUUAAGAGACCCAAAGCCAAUGGAGUCAAACCCAGCACCGUCCACAGCACAUGCAGUCCACAGACCGCCAAGGCCAUCAGCAACAAAAACCAGCACAGCGUGUCGUAUACGCUGUCCAGGGCGCAGACGGUAGUCGUAGAGUAUGCACACGACAGCACCACUGACAUGUUUCAGAUCGGCCGGUCCACUGAAAGCCCCAUUGAUUUCGUGGUGAUGGACACGCUGCCUGGUUGUCACGGCAAAAGCGACACGCUGUCAUCUCAGAGCACUAUAUCGCGAUUCGCGUGUCGGAUCGUGUGUCAGAGAGCGCCGCCCUACACCGCGCGCAUCUACGCUGCCGGCUUCGACUCGUCCAAAAGCAUCUUCCUGGGGGAGAAAGCGGCGAAAUGGUGGUGCGCUGACAGCCAGAUGGACGGCCUGACCACCAACGGCAUAUUAGUGAUGCGACCGCGGCACGGCUUCACCUGCGAGUCCAAACCGGGCGCCUGGAGAGAGAUCUCAGUCUGCGGCAACGUCUUCACGCUCCGAGAGACCCGGUCCGCUCAGAAACCCGGCAAACUGGUUGAGAAUGAGUCUCACGAGCUGGUGGACGGCACUUUAAUCGAUCUGUGCGGCGCGACUCUGCUGUGGCGUUCGGCGGAAGGUCUGUCCUGCACGCCGACCCCCAAACACCUGGAGGUGCUGCGGCGGGAGCUGAACGCGGCGCGGCCGCAGUGUCCCGUGGGCCUCCACACCCUGGCCUUCCCCAGCCUGGACCGCUCCUUCACCGGCUCGACCCACGACGAGCAACCCUGGGCCUACCUGCACUGCGGACACGUGCACGGAUACCACGCCUGGAGGGGCCGCCGCCGCCUCGCCAAAGAGGGCUCCACCGAGGAAGACGAGGACGAGUCCGAGAGCAAAGAGGAGCUGGAGCAGGAGCCGCUGCGGGAGGGGGAGCGCGAGUGUCCGCUGUGCCGCACACGCAGUCUGUACGUGCCGCUGAAGCUGGGCCGCGAGUCAGGCUUUUAUCUGGACAGCGCGCCUCCGACGCACGCUUUUAACCCCUGCGGACACGUGUGUUCAGAGCAGACGGCCGCCUUCUGGAGCAAACUGGUGCUGCCUCACGGCGCUCGCGGCUUCUUCCCCGCCUGCCCGUUCUGCAUGCGGCCGCUCGCCCGCGACAGCAAGUGCGUGAGACUGAUCUUUCAGGGGCUGCUGGACUGAGUGUGUGUCUGUGUGUGUGUGUGUGUGUGUACGUGCUGCUCCUCUACGCGCCAAACUGCCAACACACAUAUUCCACUCUGAUUUUCCCACAAGCCAUGUGUUCUCUGCAGAGGUGUAAAGUAUUGGAGUAAAUGUAACUAGUUACUGUACUUGA